CAACAUUAUAAUGCCUUUUAAAGGUCAGAUCUCUCGCAAUAGCGCAGCUCCCUCCGUUCCAAUCUUUUCUGUCACAUCUGCACGCAACAGGUAGUAGACCGGCUCAAGGCCUCAAGCUCUCUCUGCUGCCGCGCAUCCAUGGCCGUGUCGUCGGAGGUGGCGGUGGAGGGCGUCGUCUUCCCGCCAGUGGCCUGCCCGCCGGGCUCCAGCAGGAAGCACUUCCUCGCCGGCGGAGGUGUGCGAAGAAUGGAGGCUGAAGGCAACUUCGUCAAGAUCGCGGCCAUCGGCGUGUACCUGGAGGACGCCGCCGUUGCGGCGCUGGCAGGCAAAUGGGCCGGCAAGACCGCCGACGAGCUCGCGGCGGACCCCGCCUUCUUCCGCGACGUUUACACCGGCGAGUUCGAGAAGUUCACGAGGGUGACGUUCAUCUGGCCGAAGACCGUCGCCGCCGAGGAGUUCGCGGGGAAGGUGAUGGAGAGCCGCGUGGCGUACCUGAAGGCCACCGGCGCGUACACGGACGCCGAGGCCGCGGCCGUGGAGGAGUUCAAUGCGGCCUUCAAGAGCCAUAGCUUGGCGCCGGGCGCGUCCGUCCUCUUCACCCACUCGCCCGCCGGAGUCCUCACCGUCGCCUUCUCCGAUGACUCGUCGGCGCCGGGUGCCGGCAUCGCUGCGAUAGAGAACAAGGCGCUCUGCGAGGCGGUGCUGGAGUCCAUCAUCGGGGAGCGCAGCGUCUCGCCGGCGACCAAGCAGAGCAUCGCGACGAGGGUGCCGGAGAUCCUCAAGGGCGGAGCGUGACUGCACACUGUCCUAUACGUGAUCCAUCCGACAGACGCUACACACCUACACCUGUCGUCUGCCGUGCGGUUUCAGUGUUUGCCCGUGGUGGUGAAACUUAUUGUCUUGUUCCGAUUCCAGUCGUUACUGUUUUUGAGGGAAGAUUCCAGUUGUUACUUGUGUGCGUGCCCGUGCAGUGCAGUCGUGGGCAACCUGAACACUCCGGAUGCUAGCGCAUACGGAAAUUUAACUGUGAUUACCUGUUGCAAGUUGAGGUUAUGGAUGUCACAUAUAUAUGAUCUGAAUUCUGAAUCUUGCGGCGCACAAUGAGUCAAGAGCAGGAAAACAAAACAAAAUAAACGAGAUGAAAAGAAAAUGCCAAAAGGCCGGACCCACACAAAAACAGAGGAGGCCCAUAUAGCCCGCAAUCAUGAGGGGGGAGGUCCGAGCAUCUCUUGGAAGAGGGCAGCAAUGGCGACGAGGUGCGUCGCGUCUCCUCCCCUCCUCUCCGCGUCCAGCGCCGCGGCGGCCAGGGCGCAGCCUACCCCAUCCGCCGUCGCGCCCCGCCGCUUCCGCACACGCCUUUUGGUUGCCACAGGCGGGGAGCAGCAGCUCAUCACGGCGCAGGAGCCGGCCCAGGAACCUGAUUAUGGAGUUGUUAGCCUUCAUCAUGUUGGGAUUCUGUGUGAAAAUCUUGAAAGGUCAAUGGCGUUCUACAAGGACCUCCUAGGUCUUAAGGUGAAUUGUGCUAGGCCAACUGACAAGCUUCCAUACAGAG
Molecule: messenger RNA, 1552 nt
Organism: Panicum hallii
Lineage: Eukaryota; Viridiplantae; Streptophyta; Magnoliopsida; Poales; Poaceae
Product: chalcone--flavonone isomerase-like
Exons: 6
Coding region: 139-795 (218 amino acids)
Biological process (GO): flavonoid biosynthetic process
Molecular function (GO): chalcone isomerase activity
Source: RefSeq, a predicted model, not a curated record